UUAUUAUUUUGUCUUAGCAUAGAAAUGUGUAAUAUUUCAGUUUGUCUUUAUUUGUUUUUAGGCAAGUUAAACAACAGUUGAAUCAGAUAAGACCAUAAAGACUACUGCAAUGAACCAAACAGACUGUCCUGAGGUGAAGGUCCCAUUUCCUGUCUUCUUCACCGUCGGAAUCAUCAGCCUGGCUGAGAACCUCCUGGUUGUGGUGGCUGUCAUACGCAGCAGAAACCUCCACUCGCCCAUGUAUUGCUUCAUGUGCAGCUUGGCUGCCUUCAACACCAUUGCCAGCGUAACAAAAACCUGGGAAAACUUGAUGAUAGCUCUUGCUGAUGCAGGACACCUGCAGAAGAGGGGUCCUCCUGAGACUGACCUAGAUGAUGUGAUGGACUCCUUACUCUGCAUGUCCUUCGUGGGCUCCAUAUCCAGUUUCCUGGCAAUCGCAGUUGACCGUUACAUAACCAUCUUCCAUGCACUACGAUACCACAACAUCAUGACAAUGAAGCGAACUGGUGCUAUCCUGGGGCUCAUCUGGACAUUAUGUGCAGUGCUGGCUGUGCUAAUGGUGAAAUUCUCCGACUUCAAGUUCAUCAUGAUCUGCUUCAUUGUCUUCUUCAUCAUCUCCCUGGCAACUAUCUGCUUCCUCUAUGUCUACAUGUUCAUGAUGGCCCGCAUUCAUGCCAAGAACAUUGCGGCGCUACCUGGUGGUGGCAGGGAUAAUUCUCAGCAUCACAGGAGGUGGGGCAGCAACAUGAGAGGGGCUCUUACUCUCACCAUUCUGUUCGGGGCAUUUGUCGUGUGUUGGGCACCGUUUUUUGUUCACCUGAUCAUCAUCAUGGUAUGCCCUAUGAAUCCAUACUGUGAAUGCUACAGAUCCUUGUUCCAGCUGCAUGUGCUGCUGAUGAUGAGCCAUGCCCUCAUAGACCCAGCAAUCUAUGCCUUCCGCAUGGCUGAGCUUAGGCACACUUUCAGAAAGAUGUUGUUUUGUUCAGACUGUAAAUCAUGUUUGCAAAUAAAAUAAACCAAACCUUUGCUUUUAAAUGCUUUUCAUCCACAGAACACAAUUAAGCUGCACUUUUUGAACGCACGCAUAGAACUAAUGCACAACAUUAAACCUGCUCAUCCAAAAUUGCACGAAACCCCUUUGUGCUAUUUUUUUUAUUUUUAUUUUUUGUCUUUGAACCAUGAGUUCUCAAAGCUUACAUUAUUGUGGGAUUCCAGUCCAAUGUGCCACCAAGCAGCUGAAGCUAAUAAAAUGAACCCACAGCACUCCUUUUUUUACGGUUCUACUUGGACAUACAUCACAAGUGACAAAACAUUCCAAGUCAAGGAAUGGUGAGUUUACAAAUCAUGUUUUCAAACAAUUUUAGUAAAUUUUUUUGUUCUUCUGCUGGUUCUUAGAGGACUAUUUAUGAGCUGACAGAUAAACUGUGUAUUAUAAACUCUUGUCAUUGCUUUUUUUCCCAUUACC
Molecule: messenger RNA, 1465 nt
Organism: Fundulus heteroclitus (mummichog)
Lineage: Eukaryota; Metazoa; Chordata; Actinopteri; Cyprinodontiformes; Fundulidae
Gene: mc2r
Product: melanocortin 2 receptor
Exons: 2
Coding region: 110-1015 (301 amino acids)
Biological process (GO): G protein-coupled receptor signaling pathway
Cellular component (GO): membrane
Molecular function (GO): melanocortin receptor activity
Source: RefSeq, a predicted model, not a curated record